AUGGGGAGAAGCAGCUGCGGCAGUGCAGGAACCAGGAGUGACAUGGGGAGCCAGAUCAUAAGGUAUGUAAUGAAGGAGAUCAACAACGAUCCCAACAUUCUCCCCAACAUCACUAUGGGCUUCCAGAUCUAUGAUUCUUGUCGAGUUCUCCAGAAGGAACUUGAAGGCACCUUAUGGAUGAUAACAGGCCAGAACAGAGCUAUACUAAAUUAUCAGUGCCAAAAGAGGAAUCGACUGGCUGCUUUCAUUGGAUACAGUACAUCAACAUUCUCAAUGCUCAUGGCUCACAUUCUGGGCGUUAUCAGGUAUCCACAAAUCAGCCAUGUUUCGACCAGCUCCCGUCUAAGUGACAAGACCCAGUUCCCAUCUUUUCUUCGUACUGCUCCAAGUGAUGCUUUCCAAUCCAAAGGACUGGCCCAACUGUUGUUGCAUUUUCAAUGGACCUGGGUGGGGAUGAUCGCUGAUUCUAAUGAUUAUGGAUACCAGGGCAUACAGGGAGUGAGACAAGAAUUCAUCAAAUCUGGAGCUUGUGUGGAAUUCUUGGAGUAUAUUCAGAGCAGUCGUCCAGAUCACAACAUUCCACGUAUCAUCCAGACCAUCAAAAAGUCUAGAGCCAAGAUAAUAAUUAUCUUUGCAUCUGAAGCUGACCUCAUUCUGCUGUUUGAUGAAUGUCUACGUCAUAAUAUCACUGGGAAGCUUUGGGUGGCCAGUGACGGCUGGGCAACCUCCAGCUUGCUAGUUUUUGAAAAAUAUUCAAAGCUUCUUAAAGGAACCCUGGGCUUCUAUUUUUCUGUUGAACAAAUUCCAGGGUUCCAGGACUAUACUGAGAAUUUAAAUUUCUCCAAAGUGUUAGAAGAGCCCUGGGAUAGGAUGUUUUGGGAAAAUAAUAUUGGUUGUACUUUUUUGGACGGUAAAAACAUGACCUUCAACCAUGAAAAGCCAAAUAGGAAUUGCACAGUUCUCCAUUACAUGAAGAAGGCCCGAAUAAAGUUAAGCAGUGGAAAGGAUUUGUUUUUUGAUGAGAAUGGAGACCCCCCUCCAACAUACGAUAUUGUCAACUGGCAAAUAGACCUGGGAGGUUCCAUCAAACAGGUUAAAGUGGGAAAUUUUACCAGCACAGCCACUUACAAAGGAACGCUUUAUGUUAACACCAGUUCUGUCCAGUGGCCAUUUGGUGAUGAAAAGGUUCCAAUAUCUAUAUGCAGUAAAAGUUGUCAACCAGGUUCUCGAAAAGCUUCCAUCCAAGGAGAACCAAACUGUUGCUAUCAAUGUGUUCCCUGUUCACAAGGAGAGAUUUCCAAUAAAACAGAUGCAAGUAAUUGUUCUACUUGUCCUUGGAAUAAAUGGCCAAGUGAAGAAAAGGACAGAUGUCUACUAAAACCAAUUGAAUACCUCUCGUAUGAAGAAACAUUGGGCAUCACGUUAGCAUCCAUCAGUGUUACUUCAUCAUUUGUACCUAUAGCUAUCCUAGGGCUACUCAUUUGUUACAAGACCACCCCCAUUGUCCGUGCCAACAAUUACACCAUCAGUUGUCUUCUUCUCAUCUGCUUGUCCCUUUGUUUUUUGUGUUCCCUGGCAUUCAUCGGCUAUCCUGGAAAAGAGAAUUGCCUCCUACGUCAAGUGGCCUUUGCCCUGGUUUUUGCAUUCUGUAUUUCAUGUAUUUUGGCUAAGACUAUCAUGGUAAUGAUUGCCUUUAGAGCUACAAAACCAAACAGUGAUUUACGAAGGUGGGCCAGGCCUCAGGUGUCCUAUCUAGUCAUAUCUAUAGGCACUGUCAUUCAGUUCCUGAUCUGCACAAUAUGGCUUAUUAUUUCUCCUCCCUUCCCUGAAUUUAACAUCAAAGCUAAGACUGAAGUCCUGGUUUAUGAAUGUAAUGAAGGUUCUUCCACAGCAUUUUGGUUUACUUUAGGAUAUAUGAGUUUCUUGGCCCUUAUUAGUUGUCUUGUUGCUUUCUUGGCAAGAGAACUUCCUGAUAGGUUCAAUGAGGCCAAGUAUAUCACUUUCAGCAUGUUGGCAUUCCUCACAGUAUGGGUGUCCUUCAUUCCAGCUUCACUAAGUACUAGUGGUAAAUACACUGUGGCCAUGGAGGUCUUUGCUAUCAUGUCUUCCAGUUGGGCCAUACUCUGUUGCUUCUUUCUUCCAAAAUGCUAUAUUAUUUUGUUUCAUCCUGAAGUAAACUCCAGGAAGAACCUUCUUGGUAAACAUAUCAUCAUGUAA
Messenger RNA from Bufo gargarizans (Asiatic toad), 2217 nucleotides. Its product is annotated as extracellular calcium-sensing receptor-like. Gene Ontology annotation, molecular function: G protein-coupled receptor activity. Gene Ontology annotation, cellular component: membrane. The record is from RefSeq and is a predicted model, not a curated record. The transcript is spliced from 6 exons. Lineage: Eukaryota; Metazoa; Chordata; Amphibia; Anura; Bufonidae. Gene Ontology annotation, biological process: G protein-coupled receptor signaling pathway. The coding region runs from base 1 to 2217 and encodes 738 amino acids.